Messenger RNA from Notechis scutatus (mainland tiger snake), 2156 nucleotides. RefSeq names its product iron-sulfur cluster assembly factor IBA57 (gene IBA57). Gene Ontology annotation, cellular component: mitochondrial matrix. Lineage: Eukaryota; Metazoa; Chordata; Lepidosauria; Squamata; Elapidae. Gene Ontology annotation, molecular function: protein binding. The record is from RefSeq and is a predicted model, not a curated record. Gene Ontology annotation, biological process: iron-sulfur cluster assembly.
UUGUAAUAAAGGCCCCAAAUCGCUUCCGCAUUCAGCACAUGGAUCGCAGAGGCCGGAAGAACCACUCGGCCAAUGAUGAGCCACCUGCGGAUCUUGGCCCCGCCCCUUUACGCCACUUGCCCAAGAAAGGAGCUGAAGAAGCCUCUGCGCUUGCGUACUUGAGUAAAUCCGCCUCACGCCCUUUCGCUCCACCCUCGACCAUACAUAAGAUGGCGGCGCCGAGGUCUUUUCCAGGUCCUUGGUCGCUCUCCGCCAGGCCGCCAUGCUGGUGAGGGCGAGCAAGGCGCUGCGGCGGGGCCUCCCGCGAAAUUUACACCUCGGCGGCGGCGAUAUAAGAACGACCGCCGUUUGCUUCCCGUUGAGCCAUCGAGCGCUCCUCCGCUUGCAAGGCCCCGAGACACUCUCUUUUCUCCAAGGACUCCUCACCAAUGACGUAACCCCUUUCGCAGAGGUGGGCGGAGCCGCACCUCGCGCGCUUUACGCACACGCCCUCAACGUCCAGGGGAGGUGCCUCUAUGACGUCAUUGCGUACAGGCUCCAUGAAAACAAGCAAGAAGAACAGCAUGUCUUGUUGGAAUGUGAUGCAGGCCUGCUGGACUCCUUCCGGAAACAUCUGAAGCUCUAUAAGAUCCGCAGGAAAUUAAACAUCUCGCCCUGUCUUGACCUCUUGGUGUGGGCCGUUGUUCCAAAGGAACCAUCAGAGGGUUUGCAACACGCUGGCCAAGCUGUAGUUCUAACUACAGACCCCAGAGUGAAGAUUAUGGGUUGGAGGCUGAUCACCCGCAAAGAGGUAAACCCUCUGGAGAUCGUCUCUGGAUGCCGGCUUGGAGAGCUGAAGGAUUACCACCGGCACCGGUACCAACAAGGUAUCCCUGAAGGCGUGAAAGAUCUCCCGUAUGGAACCGCUUUGCCUUUGGAGUCCAACCUGGUUUAUCUGAACGGCGUAAGUUUCACGAAAGGCUGUUAUAUCGGUCAGGAGUUGACGGCUAGGACUCACCACAUGGGCGUCAUCCGGAAAAGGCUCCUGCCCAUUCAGCUCUCGCCAUUGAUGCCUUUAGAAAGCCUUGCUGAAGGUACCGAAAUUUUGACCGAAUCAGGGAAGUCGGCUGGAAAAUUCCGUGCAGGUGAGAACGAGUUCGGAAUUGCCUUGUUGCGUUUGGCGACCACGAAGGAGCCUCUGCGGCUCAAAGUUUCUGACAAUUCGCAAGUGAUGGUCACAGCAUCCGUUCCUCCAUGGUGGCCCCAAACUGCCAAUAAAUAGCCUGAUCUUCUGCUGAAUAUGACUUGCCUCAAAGUUUAUUGUCUUCUUUUCACAAUUCUGAAAAUUAGUGGCUUUGAAAGGAAGAAUCCUUUAUGCUGGUGCCAAAUUGGCACCAAUGGAAAACUUUGAAAUUUUAGGUUGUUAUUUAUUCCUUGACAGUCAUAUUAUUGUAGCUUUGUCCGAUUCUUCCUCUCAUCCUCCCUUUUUUUUUUACCUCCAGAGAAACAAAACCUAAUAAUCAAGCAAAGAUUUGAACUCCUGCAAGUUUUGCCCAAGUUGGCUGACUCUAGAUUUAUUAUCUUGUCUAUUUGUUGAUACUGGUUUCCAGUUAUAACUAUCAACCUGCUUCUUCCCCUGAGAUUCCUUUCCCCUUUAGAUAAACGUUUCUCCACAACUUUAAGUGGUAUGGUCUUCAACUCCCAGAAUUCCCCAGCAACCACGGGGAACUCUGAGAAUUGAAGUUGCCAAGAUGAAGAAAUAACUGACUUGGAUUCUUCAUUUCCAUCGCUUUAUUUGAUCGGGAAAAUAUCACAGGUAAUCCUCAACCUACAUCCAUUUGUUUAGCAACUGUUCAAAGUUACAAGAGCAUUGAAAAAAGUGACUUAUAACUGGUCCUCAUACUUACAACCAUUACAAUAUUCCCAUGGUCACAUCCUGGGGUCACAUGAUCACCAUUUGCAAAUUGCAAAAAUAGUAGUCGAAGAAUGUUAAACCUCGCAGAAAUUUUAAACCUAUACAGACUACUAUAUAGGCAAUCUUCUUUUGAAUUCAGAUUAAUAAUAUUUGUAACUUAAUAAUUAUUUUUCCCACUAUCCGGCCUUCCCUCUUGCCAGUCAAAUCAGUACAGGUAGUCCUUGACUUAUAACAAUUCUUCUAGUGACCAUUCAAAGUUACA